Messenger RNA from Megalobrama amblycephala (Wuchang bream), 1525 nucleotides. RefSeq lists its product as uncharacterized. The record is from RefSeq and is a predicted model, not a curated record. Bases 141 to 1112 code for a protein of 323 amino acids. NCBI's taxonomy places the organism in Eukaryota, Metazoa, Chordata, Actinopteri, Cypriniformes, Xenocyprididae. Gene Ontology annotation, molecular function: hydrolase activity, hydrolyzing N-glycosyl compounds. The transcript is spliced from 6 exons.
GAUAGUCAUAAAGAUAGUCCCACCUCCGUUGUUGAAAUCGUUCAUGGGAAGUAGAGCGUGGAUGUCUUGAAAGUGGACUGAACUGCCUGUCAAUGAACUAAACAAAAGCAGGUGCAAGACCGGGGCAGAAUCUAACCAACAUGGCUUGCAAGCUGCUAAUAAUCGACACAGACUGUGGCAUAGAUGAUGCUCUGGCUAUCAUAGUUGCUCUCGCAGCUCCCGGUGUGAAGGUGUUGGGCAUCACCUGCUGCUUUGGGAACACUGAUGUGGAUAAUGUAUGUCAGAAUGUGAUGCGAGUACUGACAGUCUGUCAACAAACCCAGAUUCCAGUCUUCAAAGGGUCUGCUGGUCCUCUAGUUGGACCUGUGACACCGUUUAAAGAUCACUUUGGCACGGAUGGACUUGGAGAUGUUCUGCAGAACUCUGAGAUUUGGAAGAGGCAGAUACAGAAAGAGCAUGCCGUUCAUGCCAUGAUACGACUGGUGAAUGAAAACCAGGGAGAGGUAUCUCUCAUUGCUCUUGGUCCACUCACUAACUUGGCUUUGGCUGUUAGUUUAGACCCCACCCUCCCUCAGAAACUCAAAGAUCUGUAUAUUAUGGGUGGCAAUAUGGAAGGGAAGGGAAACCUGACACCAACUGCAGAGUUUAAUUUUAGUAUGGACGCUGAAUCAGCUUACAUAGUUUUGGAAGAAUAUACCUGCCCAACACACAUCGCAACCUGGGAGUUCACUUGCAGAAACAAACUGUCUUGGGAGUGUUUUGAUGAGCUGGUCAAUCAGGAUACAUCAGCUGCUCGAUUCAUGAAGAAGAUAACCUCCAAGUGCUGGGCCUACUCAAGAGAUUUCACCAUCAAAAACAGAAAAGAUGUGCUCUUUGGGCAAGGGUUUGUACCCUACGAUGCCUUUGCUGUGGCAGCUUGUGUGGACAGCAGCGUGAUUACAGAGAGUUUACAGUGUGCCGUACGUGUGGAGGUACAAGGUGUAUUGGGACGAGGCAUGAUGGUUGUGGACCCAACCAACACACUGGAAAAAGGCCAUCUUGCAUUUGUGAUGAGGACAUGUGACCUUAAAAAGUUCAGCUUGAUGCUCAAAGCUUCUUUGCAAUUAGCAUAGAAAUAAGCUUCAUUUCAAUGCAUUUGUACUACUGUACAUGAUUUCAAUUUUAAAAUGUAGAAUCUUUUGAACUUUUAAUGCUAGUGUUCCUGUUCACCCAAAAAAAUCUGUUCUGUCAUCAUUCACUCACCCUCACAUCAUUCCAAACCCAUAUAAGACUUACUUUUUAAAACAUAAAUGAUGUUUAAUUAAAUGAUAAAAUGUUACUAUGGAUUAUGUUUUUAUGAACUUUUUGAGACAUCAAAUUUUUGGUUGUAUGGACUUUCAAUGGAGGGACAGAAAUCUCUCAGGUUUCAUUAAAACAUCUUAAUUUAUGUUUAGAAGAUGAAAGAUUGCCUGGGUUUGAAAUGAUGGCAAUUACUUUCCCUUUAAGUAAAUUCCAACUUGGGUAGAAAUAAAACGAGAAAUCAAUA